AUGAUUGGUGGCGCUGUAAAAGUCGGCAUCGCGGCUAUUAUUGUGUACAAGAUAGCGGAGUUCCUGUUGAGACCAGGUGCUGAUGCAGAUGUCCAUUUCAAGAAGCAUUAUCCAGGAGAGUGCAGGCAAGUAAAAGGCAUCGACUUCGGAUCGGAAGAUUUGGAAGUCACCAAAGAUGGUCUGGCUUUUAUUACAUCUGGCCUAUGGUUUCCUGGAGCUCCAAAAGGCUUCACUGAUAUGAUCACAAAUAACAAUGCCAAAGGAAGUAUAUUUCUGUACGAUUUCAACAAACCAGACUUGGGAGCAAGGAAACUGAAAUUGAUUCCCAGCAAACACUUCGACCCAGAAAUAUUCCACCCGCACGGUAUCAGUCUCCUUGAAGACGAAGCCAAUGGCGAACAUUUACUCUACGUUGUCAGCCACCGCAAAGGUAAAGAUGACGCUGUGGAAAAAUUCAGAUACUCACCGAAAACAAAUGAACUAAUCCACGUGAACUCUUUCGCCGGCGAUGAACUUCACAUUACCAAUGACUUGGCCGUGAUUUCAGAGGAUAAGUUUUACAUUACAAACAUGAUGUAUUUCAAGAAUCCUUAUUUGAGCAUCAUAGAGAACUUGCUGGCCUUACAUGUUGGCUCUCUGGUAUUCUUCAACGGUACUGGGUUUACCACAGCGAUCACCGGGAUGCGCGGACCGAACGGUGUGUCACUAUCCAGAGACAGAAAAAACUUGUACGUGAACCUACCAUUUACCGGCUCCAUGAAAGUGUUCGACAUCAAAGCUGAUUACUCCUUGACUGAAAUCCAAUCCUUGCUUCUGUAUACAGGAGCUGAUAACCUACACGUUUCACAAUCCGGGGACGCACUCUACACAGGAGCUCAUCCAGUGCUAUCCAAAAUUAUGGAACACAUCAGCGAUCCUUCACAAAAGGCUCCUUCAUCGGUACUGAAGUUACCAUUGAACAAUGGGAAAGUCGAUACAGAAAAGAUUACUGAGCUGUUUUACGACCAUGGUGAACUCAUCAGUGGCUCCUCUGUGGCGGCCGUCCACAACAACCAGCUUCUCAUUGGAUCUGUCAUCCACAAACUUGUCAUCUGUGAUGCCAACAUCAAACUAUAG
Molecule: messenger RNA, 1116 nt
Organism: Candidula unifasciata
Lineage: Eukaryota; Metazoa; Mollusca; Gastropoda; Stylommatophora; Geomitridae
Source: the annotation of a GenBank genome assembly